GUUAAUUUUUGUCAUUCCUCUCGACUAGUUUUCUAGAGUAACACGAGAUAUUUCAAAAUGAAACUUUUAAUGUUCGAUAAAUCACUAGGACUAUUGCGGCAAAAGAAACAGAGGUCAGUGUGGAAGAGUACAUUUUUUUUAAUUGUGAGUGUUGGAUUAGUCUGUUUAAUUUAUCCAAUUAAUACUUCAGCGGCUGUUGUCGACACUACGCGAAACGAUGUGGCAGCAAACAAAUGUACAGGUAACGCAUGCACCGCAGAACAAACAGAAACCGCCGCACGAAUCUUAAGAUACCAUGAUGCCAGUAUCAAGCCAUGUGACAAUUUUUACCGAUUCGCAUGCGGUAAUUACAAAAAAACUGAUAAAUCUAACAAUUACGAUUAUCUUGAAUCACAAAAACAUGAUUAUCUUGAAAAGUUGAUUCGAAAAGGAAUCUCUUCAGACUUCAAACCCUACAAACUUAUCGACGACAUUUACAAAUCAUGCAUCAAUGACAAUGCCAAAGGGCCACAAGCUCUAGAUCUUUUAAAACGUACGAUGAAAAAAUUAGGCAAUUGGCCUAUUUUAGAAGCUAACUGGAAAGAGUCCACUUUCAACUGGAUUGAUUUCACCGGUGAUGCUAAAAAAAAUGGUUACAAUAUCAAUUAUUUUAUAGAUUGGACACCAAAGCCUAUAUAUAGUGGUUCACGUAGAAGUUUAAGAUAUACUGUUACGAUGGCUGAUACUCAUUUCGAUCCCUCUAUGCCCGAGAAAACUACCUCGCAAAAAAGAGCUUAUUCUGAUUACAUGGUAAAAGUAGCACGACUCCUUGGAGCGAAUAGUGGUGACUUGGCAAAGGACAUGAAAGACGUAUACGAUUUUGAAGAACAAUUAUCAAAAAUAAAUGUCGGGGACCAUCCUUACCAGACAGCUAAUUUCACUAUUGCAGAGUUACAGAAGCAAUGGCCGAGCAUUGAGUGGAAGCGAUUUGUUGAUAAAACCCUUAUUCCCUUCGUGGAUGCUAAUGAAAAGCCUAUUUUAACUGUUUGGAACUCUACCACUUUAACUGAACUCACACAACUAAUGAAGAAAACCCCAAAACGCGUGCAAGCAAAUUACGCCAUUUGGAAAAUUGUCCAAUACUCAGCUCCUUAUUUGACUGAAGAAUUUAGGGAAGCGCAUAAAACGUUCCAUGAACAAGUAGGUUAUGUUGGCAUUCCAGCCGAUGAUGAUUGCCUCGAAUUAGCUAAAAAAUACGCAGCAUAUGCCGCCCAAUACUUAUAUUUGGAUCAAUACAAAAGCAAUCAGGCACUCGUCAAAAAUAUUAUUGGGUUUGUUAAAACUGGAAUGAUCAAUUUGAUAAAAGAAUCUAAAGUAUUGGAUGCCAAAGAUAAAAAUAAAGGAAUAAAAACUAUUACAGAAAUGCCAUUUACUAUCGGGCCGUCGGAAAAAUUAUCUGACCGAAAAGAACUGGAAAAAUUCUACGCAAAUGCACAAGUUGUCAAAGAUAACUUUUUGCAGACAAUCUUGAACUUGAAUUUAUUUAAAAUGAAAAAUGACUUCAGCAUUAAAAUACAAUUAGAAAUCGCUCCAUACGGCGUUUCUCUAUUAGAUAACUCGGCACUUCCGGAAGUAUUUGAUGGUCGCCUAAUUCACAUACCAGCUUCAAUGAUUCCCAGCCCAUUGUUUAACGAAAAUCGUCCAAUGUACAUGAAUUACGGUUCGAGUGCGUCCUACAUCGCAAUUAAUAUCGCUGAUGCUUUGUCUGAUCUCGGAAGAGGUCGACAAAAAGAUGGAACCCUACUUCCAAAUGACCAACUCGAUUGUUUCCGCCGUCAUUAUGAGGAUUUAUCUGACGAGACAAAGAAGAAUAAUCUUCGUCGUAAUAAAUUCGAAGAGGAUUUGAUUCUCCAAUAUAUCGGAUUUCGGACAUCUCGGAAUUCUUACAAAACUUAUGUGGCCCAACAUGGCAGUGAAAAACCUCUUCCAGGAUUAUCAUAUUCUCCGGAGCAGUUAUUUUGGAUAUCUUUCGCACAAUCGUAUUGUUCCACAUAUGCAGAUUUGGCCGAAAUCCGUUAUCUUAAUAACAAUCAGUACAGUGCUCCUGAUUACUUGCAGAUGAAAAUUUUAUCAAAUGUACCUGAAUUUUCAUCAGAUUUUCAAUGCCCUGUGGGUUCUAAUUUGAACCCUGCAAAAAAAUGUACCUGGUGGUAAUUUCUAUGAACUUUUUAUUUCCAAAUUUUGAAAUAUUUUGCCCGGUUUGGAAAAUUAGAUCUGUUUCAAAAUAAAUGAUGAAUUAAAAUGUUUUUGAUUUAA
Molecule: messenger RNA, 2295 nt
Organism: Microplitis mediator
Lineage: Eukaryota; Metazoa; Arthropoda; Insecta; Hymenoptera; Braconidae
Product: neprilysin-2-like
Exons: 8
Coding region: 58-2193 (711 amino acids)
Biological process (GO): protein processing
Cellular component (GO): plasma membrane
Molecular function (GO): metalloendopeptidase activity
Source: RefSeq, a predicted model, not a curated record